Messenger RNA from Colletotrichum truncatum, 2394 nucleotides. RefSeq names its product alpha-l-fucosidase. Gene Ontology annotation, molecular function: alpha-L-fucosidase activity. The record is from RefSeq and is a predicted model, not a curated record. Gene Ontology annotation, biological process: carbohydrate metabolic process. NCBI's taxonomy places the organism in Eukaryota, Fungi, Ascomycota, Sordariomycetes, Glomerellales, Glomerellaceae.
AUGGCGCGGCGUUUCUUUACUGUUGCGGGCGUCUUAGGAGUCGUAGCAAACUCCAAUGCUGCGCUUGAUGGUAGUCGUUUCCUCUGGUACAAAACACCAACGCAAGAAUGGGAGAAAGGAGCACUUCCAAUUGGAAAUGGUCGGUUGGGAGGCACGGUGUGGGGUGGUGCAAAUGAGACCCUCACUAUCAACGAGAACUCUAUCUGGUCCGGCCCUAUUCAAGAUCGCACUCCACCCAAUGCACUCGAGGCCCUGCCGAUCGCUCGGGAGUUGUUCCUGGCCGGAAAAAUAACCGAAGGCGGCCAGCUUGUACUAAGAGAGAUGACCCCUGCUGAGAAAUCCGAACGCCAGUUUGGAUAUUUUGGCAAUCUAGAUCUCGACUUUGGACACUCUGGCGAAUUGACCGACUACGUGAGAUGGUUAGAUACCAGGCAAGGAAACACCGGCUCUUCGUACACAUACGAUGGUGUCAAUUACUCACGAGAGUUCAUUGCAAGCUACCCUGCAGGCGUUCUUGCUGCACGUUUCACCUCUAGUGAAGAAGGUUCUCUGAACCUGAAGGCUAGCUUUAGCCGACUUGCAAACAUACUGGUCAAUGUUGCUUCCACUGCAGGCGGCGUCAACUCAAUCACGAUGAUGGGUUCCAGCGGCCAACCUCUCAAUGAGAAUCCAAUCCUAUUUACAGGCCAAGCACGCUUUGUUGCUCCUGGAGCGGAAUUCAAAGCCGAUGGUUCCGUGCUUAGCAUCACCGGAGCUACGACCAUCGACAUCGUGUUUGACGCUGAGACGAACUAUCGGUUCUCAUCCCAAGAUGAAUGGGAGGCUGAAAUUGAUCGCAAACUUGAUGCGGCGGUAGGCAAAGGAUAUACUGAUCUGAGAGAUGAGGCGCUGGAAGAUUCAAGGAGUCUUUUAGAGCGUGCCUCUCUGGAUCUUGGCAAGUCGCCUGAUGGCCUUGCUUCUCUCCCCACGGAUGAGCGCGUUGCCAAGGCUCGUACUGAUAUCAGUGAUAUUGAGUUGUCAACUCUGGCAUGGAACCUCGGUCGCCACAUGCUUGUCGGAGCGUCACGGAACACUGAAGCGGACGUUGACAUGCCUGCCAACCUCCAGGGGAUAUGGAACAACAAGACGACGGCGGCAUGGGGCGGCAAGUACACCAUCAAUAUCAACACUGAGAUGAACUACUGGUCUGCGGGCCCGACAAACCUUAUCGAGACUCAAGAGCCUUUGUUUGACCUGAUGAAGGUGGCCAACCCGCGAGGUAAAGAGAUGGCGAAGCGCAUGUACGGAUGCGAUGGGACAGUGUUUCACCACAACCUGGACCUCUGGGGCGACCCGGGCGCUACUGAUAACUACACGUCGUCAACAAUGUGGCCGAUGGGUGCGGCAUGGCUUGUUCAACACAUGGUCGAUCAUUAUCAUUACACAGGCGACAAGGAGUUUCUCGCCAACGUUGCAUACCCUUACCUCAUCGACGUGGCUACGUUCUAUGAGUGUUACACCUUUGAGCACGAGGGAUACAGAAUCACUGGCCCCUCGCUUUCGCCGGAGAACACGUUCAUCGUCCCGAGUAACUUUAGUGUUGCCGGCCGCGCUGAGCCGAUGGAUGUCGACAUUCCCAUGGACAACCAGCUCAUGUAUGAUGUCUUCAGUGCUCUGCUCGAGGCAGCGGACAUACUCGACAUCCCCGACACUGAUGCCGAUGUCUCCAAAGCAAAGGAAUUCUUACCUUGGAUUAAACCAGCCCAAAUCGGGUCCAAGGGCCAGAUUCUCGAGUGGCGAUAUGAAUACAAGGAGAAAGCGGCGAGCCAUAGGCACAUUUCCCCGCUUUAUGCUCUGCAUCCUGGAAAGCAGUUCUCGCCGCUGGUUAACGAGACUCUAGCAAAGGCAGCCGGGGUUCUUCUAGACCGUCGCAGGGACGCAGGCUCGGGAACUACUGGAUGGAGCCGUACCUGGAUGAUCAACAUGUAUGCGAGAGCGUUCCGCGGUGCAGACGCAUGGGAGCAGGUGAAAGGAUGGUUUGCUACUUUCCCCACUGCGAACCUGUGGAACACAGACAAGGGGGCGACGUUCCAGAUCGACGGUAACUUUGGAUUCACCAGUGGCAUCACAGAAAUGCUACUCCAGAGUCAUGCAGGUGUAGUGCACAUCUUGCCUGCGUUGCCUGCCGAAGCCAUUCCGAAUGGAAACGCCAAGGGUCUAGUAGCGAAAGGAAACUUUGUCAUCGACAUUGAAUGGGAAAACGGGGCUUUCAAGUCCGCAACAGUUACUCCGAGGAUUGGUGGAGAGUUGAAGCUUCGAGUCGGCAAUGGGGAGAAGAUACUGGUGGAUGGGACGGAAUACAACAAUGGGAUUCAGACGAGCAUUGGAAAAGCAGUGAAGGUUACGCCGGCCUGA